UGUUAUACGGCCUUACCAACCGUACUAUUUACUAAUUACGAUUUCUAACCAUAAACAAACGCCAUUUUGGGAUUUAGCAUUAUAGUACGCCGACUUUUAUCGUGUGCUCGGCGUCACUUUAAAACACUCCGCUUGAACGUUAAUUGUUUUUCGUGUUGAUUUGCAUUAAAUAUUUAAAUAAUCUCUUUUUCUUUUUAAAAUAAAUCAUAUUAGUUAAUUACUACAAGAUUAUGGCAAAUCCACAAUAUUCUACAGGUCAAUAUGGUGGCGGAGGAGCUGGUGGUGGUGUAGCAGGAGGAUAUGGUGGUUAUCCAGCCUAUGGUGCUCCUCCACCAGGUCCACCUAGCUAUCAGCAAGCUGGUGCGCCGCAACCCCCACAAACACAACAACCACAAGGAUAUCCUGGAGGAGGUGCUGGAUGGUCUCAACCUCCUCCUCCACCCUCUGGUGUAGUGCAAGGGGCAGGUGGGUAUGCUGGUUAUGAACAACCACCUCCUAGUUUUAGGCAGUCUGGAGGACAACAAGGAUCAUUCAAUGGCUCUGGUGGAGGAAAUGGUUAUGGUGGUCCACCAUCUGGUGGUUUUGGUGGUCCUGGUGGCUUUGGUGGUAGCAGGCAAGAUCGAGGCAGUGGAUAUGACUCUGGCGGCAGGGGUGGUUUUAACAAAGGAGGAGCACCACCUAAUGAUAGAAGUGGAGAUUUCAUUGUCCAAGAAGAUACUAUAUUUGUGUCUGGUAUGUCUUCAAAUACAUCUGAAGCUGAAAUUGAACAACAUUUCGGUUCUAUUGGGAUAAUUAAAACGGAUAAAAAAACUGGAAAACCCAAAAUUUGGAUGUACAAUGAUAAAGCAACUGGACGACCUAAGGGAGAAGCUACUGUAACAUAUGAUGAUGCUCAUUCAGCCAACAGUGCUAUCUCAUGGUUUAAUGGAAAAUCUUUCAAUGGAUCUACUAUAAGUGUUCAAUUAGCAACAAAAAGAGAUAACUGGCAAGGUGGCCGUGGAGGUGGAGGUGGAGGUGGAGGAGGUGGUCGUGGAGGCAGCAGAGGUGGAGGUCGCGGAGGAUAUGGUGGUGGUUUUCACAAUGUAGAUGACUCGUUAGGAGAUGAUGGUGGUGAUGGCGGAUACUAUGGUGGGCAACGUGGUGGUAGAGGAGGAGGUGGAAGAGGCCGAGGUGGAGGCAGAGAUGAUCGAGGGCCUCCUCCAGAUCGCAGAAGAGAUGACCGCAUGGGUGGUGGCGGUCGUGGUGGCCGAGGUGGUGGAAAUGAUUCAGGUGGACGAGAUGGAGAUUGGAAAUGUACUAAUCCAUCCUGUGCCAAUACUAACUUCUCAUGGAGACAAAACUGUAACAGAUGCAAUGAACCAAAACCAGAAGGUUAUGGUGAUGGUGGUGGCAGACGAGGUGGUAUGGGAGGUGGUCGUGGUGGACCUCCAAUGCGUGGUGGACGUGGAGGUGGUAUGGGUGGAGGCCGCGGUGGACCAGGAAUGGGAGGUCGAGGGGGACCCGGUGGUGGCAGAGGUUUUGGAGGAAGAGGAGGGCCUGGUGGCCGAGGUGGUGGUGGACGCGGAGGCGGACCAAUGCGAGAUGACAGAAGAGGAGACCGAAAUCGUCCAUAUUAAUGAAGAAUUAAAUUUUAGAUAUCCAUUUUUUUUAUUUUAUACCUUCCUUAUUGACAAUAUUAAGCUUUGUGUAUGUGUAGUUCUAGGUUAAACUAGAAAAAUUAGUAUGUAAUAAAAAUUAAGAUCAUCAACACUUACAUUAAUUAUUAUUAGAGUUUUUCAUAUUUGUAAAUAAAUGAUAAGAUAUUCAUAAAAACUUAUGAACAAUAUUUCUGUGACUAUGUAAUUUGUUUUCUACAGUUUUAACAUGUUGCAUUAUUUCUUUGUCUGAAGUGUCCUAAUUCUCAAUGUUCCACAAUAAAAAAUUGUAUUAAUAUCAAAUUAGUUAUCUAAAUAAAUUAGCGUCAAAAUGCGUUUUUUUUAUAAAA
Messenger RNA from Daktulosphaira vitifoliae (grape phylloxera), 1984 nucleotides. It is a transcript of the gene caz, whose product is annotated as RNA-binding protein cabeza. Gene Ontology annotation, cellular component: nucleus. Bases 231 to 1616 code for a protein of 461 amino acids. Gene Ontology annotation, molecular function: RNA binding; transcription coregulator activity. The transcript is spliced from 10 exons. NCBI's taxonomy places the organism in Eukaryota, Metazoa, Arthropoda, Insecta, Hemiptera, Phylloxeridae. Gene Ontology annotation, biological process: regulation of DNA-templated transcription. The record is from RefSeq and is a predicted model, not a curated record.